AUGGUGCUACCAAAGUCUUCAGCCCUUCGGGGCAGCAUCCGGUCGUUCACUCUCAAGAGAGUUGGUGCCCAAGCCCGAACAAACUUACGUGCGGUCGGUCGUCGAGGCUACGCAAGUGAGCAUGGGGAAACGAAGAGCAGUGACCUGCCCUGGAUAAUCGGCUCUGUCGCCGUUACGGUACCCGCCGCGACCUGGCUUUGGAGCCAAGGCCCCACGAAGUCUGACCACGGCCACGCCGACGAGGGUCACGCGGAAGAAGAACCAAAAGAAGCCACCGAGGAACAGUCCUCCCAGGAAGAGCCUGAAGAGAAGGGCGAAGAUGCCAAGGAGGAGGGUGGUGACGAGGGUGGAAGAUCCGAAACGAGUGAGGAAGAAACCACCGCGGGUUCGCUGCCACCGGGCGAAAGUAAAGUCUCAGAGAAGCAGGGUGACAAAGGAGCUAAAAAAGAUGUCUCUGGCGCCAGCAACCCAUUUAUGUCCGCUGAUGAGGAGAGCAAGAAGCCUGAGGGAAUGGCAGCUUCGGCAAAGAUCACCGGUACAGUUGAUCCUUCCCGACCAACUAGCGGCCACAAGGGCAGCGGCGAGACCGACGAGAAAGGGGAAGAUGACAAGUCCGACAACUGA
This is a messenger RNA of Capronia coronata CBS 617.96, 624 nucleotides long. RefSeq lists its product as uncharacterized. The transcript has 4 exons. NCBI's taxonomy places the organism in Eukaryota, Fungi, Ascomycota, Eurotiomycetes, Chaetothyriales, Herpotrichiellaceae. Bases 1 to 624 code for a protein of 207 amino acids. The record is from RefSeq and is a predicted model, not a curated record.